This is a messenger RNA of Auxenochlorella protothecoides, 1155 nucleotides long. RefSeq names its product putative PPE family protein PPE42. Lineage: Eukaryota; Viridiplantae; Chlorophyta; Trebouxiophyceae; Chlorellales; Chlorellaceae. The coding region runs from base 1 to 1155 and encodes 384 amino acids. The record is from RefSeq and is a predicted model, not a curated record. The transcript is spliced from 2 exons.
AUGUCUGCCCUGUCCCUUGCAGACCAGGAGGUGUGUCAGCAGCCCCCCUGCAGAGUGCUUGCCGCUGUGGAGUGCCUCCCUCCUGGCCGGUCUGCCUGCGUGGCUGACGGCCAGGGGAACAUUGGGUCGGGGAACACGGGCCUCGGCAACUUUGGCAAUGACAACAGCGGCAGCUACAACAUUGGCUCCGGCAACCAUGGGGAUGCAGCCUGGGGGGAUGCGCUGAUGGGCAGCGGCCUGAGGUGCCAGGUGACGAUGGGCAGAGACCUGGCAUGCUCCUUUUCGGGCAGGGGCCCCUCCCCAACCCUGGAUCUGGGGCGGAGCCUGGCCGCGGUCAGGCCGCCCACCUCCCUCCUCCCGGCCGCCAGGAGGCUGCUGCCUGCCGCUCGCAAGGGCGCGGGCGUCCACGACGCAGCAGCCGCGCUCCCCGCUGCCUCGGCAACCCCCCCCGCCGCCCAGCUGGGGGACCCCACCCUGGUCAUGAACUGGGCCUUUUGCGGGAAGAUGGGUGCCUACGAGAUCCAGUGCACCGUCAGCAUCACGGCGCCCGCCGCCCACCCCACCCUCUACGUCCACCUGGAGCUGGGCUGGGUGUCGGCCGUCUACUCCUGCACUGCCGUGGGCCCGGGUUACGAGGGUACACUUGAGGUGUCGGGCGGCUCCGGCACCGUCGGGUACGCGUACGCUACCUACAUCACCGCCGACCGGCAGCGCCUGGUGUCCAACAGCGUCCAGCUGGAGCCAUACCCCUCCCCGCCGCCCCCCAGUGCGCCUUCCCCACCCGCAGUCUCCCCACCCCCAAGCCCCUUCCCCCCGGCGCCGCCCCCGCCGCCCCCCACCCCGCCGCCCUCCUUCCCGCCCCCGCCCCCGACCAUCACCAUGUCUUCUGCGCGGUGCACCCUGAACAGCAUGUCUGGGGAGGUCGCCUGCGUGACCACGGUGACCACCGCGGAGCUGCAGCCCGCCAUCCACGUGUCCUACCACAUCGCCAACCUGGAGGCGAAGGACGCCUACCAGCCCGACGGCCUGGUCAGCAACCACGUGUGGAGGACCCACGACGCAAACGUGGCCGGGGGAAGGGUCAGCGCGUAUUACCUGGAUGCCACGGGCGCCCAAGUGCGGACCCCCUGGGUGCGCGUCGGCAGCGCGCGCUGA